AUAUAUAUUUGGGUGCUUGGGUACAUCCAUUGUGCAGCCAUUAUUCGGAUGUGAUCAGUAUAUCAUUGCAUUCAUUGACAUACGCAACGAUAUCAUUUCGAACAUAUUGCCUGAGCACAAUACUCCGUUAACAGGCCCAACCGGAAAUCUUUGCUUAUACAUAUAUUUCAUAAACGUAAGCAAUUUACUACUAUAUGGAGGUGCUAGCGAUUGGCGAUAAGAUCAACAUCAGGCGAUCCGACGGAUGCAUCCAGGCGGCAUCGGUCGGAUUGAAGAGUCCCGAACGACAGAUGGUGACCGUUGAAUGGACCCAAGGCAGCAAGGUGAAGGGCAAGGAAAUACCCUGGGGCACUAUACUGGAGCUCAAUCCGUUUCUGGCGAAGUUCAGGCAGAAGCAGCAGUCGCCGCCCGACAAAAAGGAGCCACCCAAGGCCGAAGCGAAGCCGCACAAUCUCUCCGGCUACACCAUGUACCGGAAGAAGCCGACGAACAGCAGUCCGUACAAGAAGCGUAUGCGCAGUCGUUGCGAUAGCGCCGUCAAUGUGCCGGCUUCCAUCAAGACCGCGAAGCCCGUCAAGCCCCUCAAGCCCAUCAAGCCCAUCAAGUCACCGGCUGUUCAUCCUGUUCGUCUUGGCAAUCCCGUCAAUGCGGAGCCGAGGGGCGUCAGGGGCGCAUCGAGCACGGCCAGCAUUAAGCGCUCGAGCGUUGUGCGCGAGGUGGAGCGCCUGAAGGAGCAGCGUGAGCGUCGCCGUGCCUGGCAGGCCGAGCAGCGGCGGGAGCAGAGUGUCCUCAUGAACAAAGAUCCGGGCAAUCCCAACUGGGAGGUGGCGCUGAUGGUGCGCAAUUAUCGUGGGCAGCUCCACAUGAAUCCGCUGCGCUGCCUGAGCUCACGCGGCGCACGCACCCAGCAGAUAACCGUGUGCGUGCGCAAGCGUCCGAUGAGCCGGCGCGAGCUGCAGUCGAAGGCCGUGGACAUCAUAUCGGUGCCCAGUCGCAGUUCGCUGAUCGUGCACGAGCUGCGCAACAAGGUGGAUCUGACCAAGUUCCUGGAGCACCACAAGUUCCGCUUCGACUACACCUUUGACGAGCAGUGCAGCAACGCGCUGGUCUACGAGCACACCGCUCGACCCCUGAUCCGCACCAUGUUCGAGGGCGGCAAUGCCACGUGCUUUGCCUACGGCCAGACGGGUAGCGGCAAGACCCACACCAUGGGCGGCGAGUUCUGUGGCAAGACGCAGGACUGCACCACCGGCAUUUAUGCUCUGGCCGCUCAGGAUGUGUUCGCUGAGCUGGACAAGCCCAAGUAUCGCGAAAUGGGCGCCAGUGUUACGUGCAGCUACUUUGAGAUCUACGGCAGCAAGGUCUUUGAUUUGCUGCUGCCGGAGAAGCCGAUGCUGCGCGUGCUCGAGGACGGUCGUCAGCAGGUGGUGAUCGUUGGCCUGACCCGUAUGCCUGUGAAGAAGGUGGAGGAUGUGCUGGCAGUCAUCGAGCAGGGCAAUCGGGAGCGCACCUCCGGCCAGACUUCGGUGAAUAUCAAGUCGUCGCGCUCGCAUGCCGUCUUCCAGAUGGGGCUGGUGUUGCCCGACGAUACGGAGCCGUGCGGCAAGUGCUCCUUUGUGGAUCUGGCUGGCAAUGAGCGCGGCGCGGACACACAGUCGGCCAAUCUGCAGACACGUCGCGAGGGCGCCGAAAUAAACAAGUCUCUGCUGGCGCUGAAGGAGUGCAUUCGCGCCUUGAGUCGCCAUUCGAGCCAUCUGCCCUUCCGGGGCUCCAAGCUGACGCAGGUGUUGCGCGACUCCUUUAUUGGGGGCGAGCAGAACAAGACGUGUAUGAUAGCCAUGAUAUCGCCGGGCCUGAGCUCGGUGGAGAACACACUGAACACCCUACGCUAUGCGGAUCGUGUCAAGGAAUUGGUAGCCAAGGACGAUGAUUUGGUGGAAACGGACAGCGAGCAGCCAAGCAAAAAUGACGAAACAAGCUCAGCCAACGAGGACGGCAAGCCGGAGCAGGAGACAGACACCGAGUCGGAUGAGUUCGAGGCGGAGGUCAAUGAUGAGCCCGGCAGCUUUAAUGACUUCAAGUCAAGCCAGAGCUCGGAUGCCACCAGCUCGUUCCGAAAAUUCGAUAGCCAGCAGUCAUUGAGCGACGCAGACGGCGAAUCCAAUGGCGAGUCUGGAGCACGCUCUCAAAUAUCGGAGAUUCUAAUGCAGCACGAGGUAAUGUUCGAGUUCUUCAACAAUUACAAAAUGCGCUUUGAGGCGGCUGUCAGUGAGGAAGCGUCCCUCGAAAAGAGCGAGCGUAUAACCAAAUUUCUGCUGGACGGGGAGCCAAUAAUUUGCGAGUUGGCGAUUCUGGUGAAGCAUGCACACGAUCUGAUCUCGAACUUCAAUUCUCAGCGAUUCUCAGAGAGCGACCUGGCGGAGAGCGAUGACGCGCAACAGUUUUCAGAUUAAGACUUCGAGAAUUGGGACCUCGCCAACAACAUCCAAAACCAUUUAUUUAUUUUAUAUCGCACUGUAUGACAAUUGCAAUGUGGAUCUUCGAAAGAAUUAUAAAAAUUUCAUAAGAGGCAGUACAUU
Molecule: messenger RNA, 2579 nt
Organism: Drosophila navojoa
Lineage: Eukaryota; Metazoa; Arthropoda; Insecta; Diptera; Drosophilidae
Gene: Klp59D
Product: Kinesin-like protein at 59D
Biological process (GO): microtubule-based movement; microtubule depolymerization
Cellular component (GO): microtubule
Molecular function (GO): ATP binding; microtubule motor activity; microtubule binding
Source: RefSeq, a predicted model, not a curated record